Molecule: messenger RNA, 432 nt
Organism: Tarenaya hassleriana
Lineage: Eukaryota; Viridiplantae; Streptophyta; Magnoliopsida; Brassicales; Cleomaceae
Exons: 2
Coding region: 1-432 (143 amino acids)
Source: RefSeq, a predicted model, not a curated record
AUGGAUCCAAGAACACAUGUCCCUUCUGCUUCGUCUUCGUCUGGGUCUGAGCUUCCAUUUGUCUACAAAUUCGAAGACAUUCAGUUUUCUUCGAAGAUCAAUAUGAAGUGUUAUCCCUAUGAGACAUUGAAGACGCUUAAAGAAGUACUAAUAAAUGAGGAAUGGACGUACUUCGAGAAAGAAUCACAGUUCAAACAUCUAUUCUAUGUGCAGUGGGACCCACAGUUAAAGAUGGCGCCUGCGGGAGUUCUCAUUAACCGCUCCGUUAAAGUGGAAGAUGAGAAGGAGCUGUGGUUCGUGCUCAAUGGUGUGUCCGUGCGAUAUUCGAUCAUUGAACACAUACUUAUAUUUGGUCUGAAGUGCGGGGAAUAUCCAGAAGAAUGGGAGAGUUUCAAGAAGAGUGAAUUCAGGAAAAAAGACUUUCGGACUUAA